Messenger RNA from Camellia sinensis, 1008 nucleotides. The record is from RefSeq and is a predicted model, not a curated record. Lineage: Eukaryota; Viridiplantae; Streptophyta; Magnoliopsida; Ericales; Theaceae.
AUGGUGGAGGAGGCAAGGGAGAAGGGAGUAGAGGCGACCCCAAAAAGGGUGGGUGUCCCAGACGUGCAAGGGGACAAAGGCCAAGGAGUCCAGGAGGAAGAAGAGCACCUGAGUGCCGUGCCCAAGGUGCUAGUGGAGAGUGGGUUAGCUGGUCCGGAAGAGGGAGUGGAGCAGCAAUCCAAGGGGGGUCCUGCGUUCCAAGGAGAGGGGGACAGGCUGACGACUGCUAUCUACCAUGCUUGCAAGGUGUUUGGGCGACUGGAGGGAGAAGAAGGCCCAGCCAGGGCAGCUGCAGAUCGCCUUGUGGGGGUAGUGGACGAAGCAGCCGUGGAGGCUGCGAAGGUCAAGUUGGAGGAGGCGAAGGCCCAACUUGCAAGUUUUAAGAAGGAGAGUGCAGGCUGGAAAAAGGCUGUGCGAAGCGCGUGUGCCAGGGGUUGGGAAGAGGCUGGGAAGGCAAAAAAGAUGGGGAUGUUAGUGGUGGUGCAGAAGAAUGUUGCCGAUCGUGCCCAUUUUGAGCUGCGAGCGGUCAAGUUGGAGCUGGAGGAUAAACACCGUAGGGUGGUGUCGCUCGAGUUCCAGCUGGCUGGCGAGCGGAAGAAGGUGGAAGAGACGCAGAAAGCCUGCACCAUCGCGAACGAGCGAUGGGAUGAAGCGAUGGUCAGCAACGAAAAGCUUCGUGCUCAGUCAAUCAAAGAGAAAGAAGAGUUAGAUCGCAAGAUUGUUGAGUUGGAGCGAGAUCUUGCAGACGAGGGCGCCAAGGCUACGACAGAAAAGGCAACGCUAGAGCAGGAGUUGGCAGACGAGCGUGCCAAGGCGGUGGCAGAGAAGGUUAGGCUGGAGAAGGAGUUGGAGGAAGAAAAAACCAAAGCAGCGUUUGAAAAGGCAGCAUAUCCUGACUUAUGCGUCGCAGCAGUAGAGCAAUUCAAGGGGUCUCCUAACUUCCAGAUUGCGAUUGAUGCUGUGAUCGCCAGUAACCUGGCAAGGGAGAGGCUGGUCCGUCGGGGGUGA